Malurus melanocephalus (red-backed fairy wren) is the source of this 1260-nucleotide messenger RNA. Its product is annotated as nuclear cap-binding protein subunit 2. Gene Ontology annotation, biological process: mRNA cis splicing, via spliceosome. The record is from RefSeq and is a predicted model, not a curated record. The transcript is spliced from 4 exons. Gene Ontology annotation, molecular function: RNA cap binding. Bases 79 to 585 code for a protein of 168 amino acids. NCBI's taxonomy places the organism in Eukaryota, Metazoa, Chordata, Aves, Passeriformes, Maluridae. Gene Ontology annotation, cellular component: nuclear cap binding complex.
CCGCUCGCUGCGUCCGGUGCGCGGCGCUUCUGGAAGGAUCCGGGCGGCGGGGCCCGGCGGCGGGGCCGGGCGGGAGCAAUGUCGGGGCUCCUGCACACCACGCUGAGCGGGCUCAACAGCGACUCGUACUGCGAGAUCAGCCAGUACCGGGACCAGCACUUCCGGGGUAGCAGGCAGCUGCAAGAGAAAUCUCUGAAGAUUUCCUCUACGCUGUAUGUCGGCAACCUGUCCUUUUACACCACCGAGGAGCAGAUCCAGGAGCUCUUCUCCAAGUGCGGAGAUGUCAAGAGGAUUGUCAUGGGUCUGGACAAGAUCAAGAAAACCCCCUGUGGCUUCUGCUUUGUAGAGUACUACACGAGAGCAGAUGCUGAGCACGCCAUGCGGUUUAUCAACGGCACGCGGCUGGACGACCGCAUCAUCCGCACAGACUGGGAUGCGGGGUUCAAGGAGGGGAGACAGUAUGGAAGAGGAAAGACUGGAGGACAGGUGCGAGAUGAAUACCGGACAGACUACGAUGUGGGAAGAGGUGGCUUUGGCAAGAUCAUUCAGAUGCAGAAGGCAAAUCAUCAGCCUGCAAUCUAUUAACUGCCUCGUGGGUCCCAGCUUGUAGAGAGCUCUGUCCUUCCAGAGCUAGCCCUGUUCUCGCAUUUGGCAUCGAGGUGUGGAGUGAGAUCCAAGUUCCAGCAAAAGGUGACCCUCCUCAGACUGUGGGUAUACAUGUGUUCAUUCUCCCUUCUUUCUGUGCUAGAGAGGAUGUUCUGUGCUGACACAGGGCAACAAGGGAAAAAGAUGGACAUCUCUCUAGGAUUCUGGACAAGAAGAACUGCAGCAUGUCAUACACACCUUACGCUAUGACAUACUCUUCAUGUUGCACUUAAGCAGAUGGCUUCCUCCAAGCUGUAACUGCAGCCAUGUUUGCUUUCAAACAGAACUUUCUUUAAAGGCUUACCACCAGUGGAGCCCUCCACGUGCCUGAGCACCUUGUGGGGAUGCACAAGAGAUUCAGGUUUCUAAUUUACAACCUCACCUGCUUAAUAAACAGUAUCACUGUUCAAAUGAGAGAAGUAGACAAGGUCUUAGCAUCCACUUGGAGGUGCCUAUCUGCACAUCUAGACCUUGGGUUGGUCCAGGCCUGCAGAGCAUUUUCCUUUAUGAUGCCCCCAAUGCUGCCUGGCUUUCCAGAUCCUCGCUAUUCAGUGUGAUUUUAUUGAAAGUUUCUGUUAAUUUUUUUAAAUAAACRAUUGUAUUGGGUCUGGCUGA